GUCUUCUUUUCCACGUGUUUAUCUAUUUUGUUUUGGGAACUCAUUUGAAUCGUUUUAGCACGAAUUUUGUUUACUUUUUCCAUAAAAAUAUACAAAAAUAAUAUUUAAUGUAAUGGUUAAAUCAAUCUCAUUUCAAGCAUUUGAUGAAUGAUGGCUUUCGAACAAGCGAAUAGUAAUUCUGAAGACAUUGCAGGUUAUGCCAAAUCAGGCGAAGUGAUGUCCAGUAUUUUCGAGGAAAUUGAGCAGCUGCUUCAAAACAAUAAGGGUUUAGAAAUAUCUUCAAAUGCAAAACAAGUCGAGGUAAAUGAAGUCACACAUCCCACCGACUUAAAUGAUGUGGAGGACACCGCACACCAAACAGCAGUUCUGAAUAGCUAUGCCGAGUCCGAGAAUGCAACUUUGAAUUUCCUGUCAACAUGCGGAAACCAUGGAUUUCUCAUUUCGGCAGACACACAAACCUUACCGGAAGAAGAACUCUCGCUGUUUUCCGUGAAUCAAAACGAAUUGCAGCCCGUAAAUGCUCCAUUUAUGGUACCAGGCAUUUACAAGAAGAUUGCCAAUUCACCGGUAGCCACAACAGAAACUAUACCACAAUAUGCUGCUAAAGAAGGGACUAAUGUGUUUUUCGCAACCAAAACCUCCAAAGGGAAAAUUGUUUCACGAACUGAUUUUGAAAACUGUUCGAUUGCAGAGGACUCCUAUGAGCACCAUUCAAACACCGCUGAAAUAUUUAAUUCGAUAGAAGCAAAACCAGAAAGUACAAUAAAUUUGGCAUCGAACAUAUUGCUGAAAUUCGCCAGCCACAUUUACAAGUCUGCGCGAAAUGAUCGAAUAGUAAUUGAUAGGAAAAAGAACGAAAUAGUACGGACACGCGCUGUUAGCAAUCAAAAAGUAGUAUAUCGUUUACUGGGACCAGAAGAAUUAAGCCUGAAAACAAACUCUGUUCCCAACUUUAUGCCUGCUAGCCGAGAAAACAAGCAAUCUCCUAAAGUUAAAAAAGGGCGCCCCAGAAAGAACGCCCCGAAUGAUAGCGAAAAUCCUCUACCACAAUCAUCUUCUAAAAAACUAAAACUCGCCAAUGGUGACAGUUUUCAACAACCGUCAUUACGGACACGGUCUGGCCGGGUGGUGAAGUUAGUAAAACCGCAAUUAAACUGUACAAAGAUUAUUGAAAAUCCAGUCGUGCAAACCGAACAAGUUGAAAGUUUAGUAAAUGAUGCAAAAGAUAAAGAUUUUUACUGCAGCUUUCAAUCAAUUACUUUGCCUACCAAAUCGGAUGAUUUUUCAACACCGCCUAUCUCUAGCUCUCCUACGCAAAAGCGACGAGUACCACCCGAGUCGAUCUGUCCCAAAUGUGGCAAGAUAUUUUUAGGACGCCGCCUGCAACGUCAUUUCACACAACAUCCAGAUCAUAUGCUUGCACAAAGAACUGAAGACUCAACAGUACAAGAGCCAAAGCGGCAAACUGGUAUUGCAAGUCCCACCGAAGAUAUGACACUAUUCAGAUUUCUAAUAUCAAAGCUGCAAAAACCACUACUCAACGAAGAUCAGCGUGCCGAUCUCUUUCUAAAUGAACUAAACGAUCUGAUUGAGCAAUUGCAGUUACGUUGCACAAGGCUAAUACGCAACACUUCGGGAUUACAUUUUGUUAGUGCGCGAACAGCGCGUGUACUAGGUAUUCCAGAGGGCCAAUAUGCGCUCGAUAUGAGCGCUAUAGAUACUGAAAUGCCCCUGCUGGAUACAGAACAAAAUUGUGUGAAUGGAGAAGAAUUAAAGCGUCAUCAAAUUACACCCCCAGUAGUUACUGUAAAUACGCCGAGCUUAGAUUACACUGCAAUAAGUUUAGAUGACACACUAACUGACGAAGCCGCACAGAAGUUAAAUCUCUCAGCCGGUGGCAAGCUACUGCCACCGUCUGAAGAAAGUCUUUUGCGUGCUGUGGAUGAUCUUGUGCAUGACGGUAUAACCAAAUUAGUGGAUGCGAAUCUGCUACAUCCGCCACGUACAGUUGUGCAAUCAUCGGGAACUUCAACAUUAGUACCGCACUACGAUCAUGUGAGCGACAACGCAGUGGAAGCGUUAACUAUCAAAGAGAAUAACGCAAUGCAAGGAGGCACACCAAUCCUAGACUUAUCAGUGGACUUUUUUCAAUUCAAGAACAACUGAAGUUAGUAUUAAUAUAUGUAUGAAUGUACAUAUGUAAAUAUAUAAACCCUACAAAACAUUUU
This is a messenger RNA of Rhagoletis pomonella (apple maggot), 2228 nucleotides long. RefSeq lists its product as uncharacterized. The coding region runs from base 148 to 2166 and encodes 672 amino acids. Lineage: Eukaryota; Metazoa; Arthropoda; Insecta; Diptera; Tephritidae. The transcript is spliced from 3 exons. The record is from RefSeq and is a predicted model, not a curated record.